Sphaeramia orbicularis (orbiculate cardinalfish) is the source of this 1665-nucleotide messenger RNA. RefSeq names its product DNA primase subunit 1 (gene prim1). The transcript has 13 exons. The coding region runs from base 141 to 1421 and encodes 426 amino acids. NCBI's taxonomy places the organism in Eukaryota, Metazoa, Chordata, Actinopteri, Kurtiformes, Apogonidae. Gene Ontology annotation, biological process: DNA replication, synthesis of primer. The record is from RefSeq and is a predicted model, not a curated record.
UUGGUUUUCCCGCGCGCUCCUCUGGGUAAAACACAACACACUUAACUGUCAGUCUGCAACGAUAGAGAGCUAACUAACCUCACUGUGACUAAAAUAAACUGAAUUUUAACCAGUAACGGGGCUUUUAUUAGAGUCAGGCGAUGCCGUCCUCAGAUUAUGACUCGGCUUCUCUCCCGGAUUUGUUACCGUUGUACUACCGACGGCUGUUCCCUUUCUCCCAGUAUUACCGCUGGCUCAACUAUGGAGGAGUACAAAAGAACUAUUUCCAGAAUCGUGAGUUCUCCUUCACUCUUAAAGAUGACAUCUACGUCCGCUACCAGUCUUUCACCACACAGAAUGAGCUGGAGAAGGAAAUGCAGAAGAUGAACCCCUACAAGAUUGAUAUUGGAGCAGUAUACAGUCACAGGCCCAGUCAGCACAACACUGUGAAGUCAGGAACCUUUCAGGCACUGGAGAAGGAGCUGGUGUUUGACAUUGAUAUGACAGAUUAUGAUGAUGUCCGAAGCUGCUGCAGUGCUGCGGAUAUUUGCUCCAAGUGCUGGACCCUGAUGACCAUUGCAAUCCGUAUCCUGGAUAGAGCUCUUCGAGAUGACUUUGGUUUCCAGCACCUGCUGUGGGUUUAUUCAGGCAGGAGAGGAGUUCAUUGCUGGGUUUGUGAUGAAGCCGCCAGGAAGCUCUCUGUAGCAGCUCGUUCUGCAGUGGCAGAAUACCUGAGCUUGGUGAAGGGUGGUGAGGAGACCAUGAAGAAAGUGUCAUUGUCAGAUCCGAUUCAUCCUUUCAUCAGAGAGUCUUUGUUGGUGGUGGAGCAGUACUUUCCCCGAUAUGGACUACAAGAGCAAGACAUACUUGGCCGUAAAGAAUCUGUGGACAAAGUGCUGGGACUUGUUCCUGAAGAUGUUAGAAAAGACUUGCAGCAAGACUUCCAAAAUGAGAGGAAACCUGAGGUCCGAUGGAAACUGAUCAGAGAUCAUGCCACUAAGAAAAAGGCUGCCGGCAAAAAGGGCCACCACUUUGACAAAGAAAUCAUGUUACAGUAUUGUUACCCACGUCUGGAUGUGAACGUCAGUAAAGGAGUGAACCAUUUGCUGAAGAGCCCCUUCAGUGUUCAUCCAAAAACAGGACGCAUUUCUGUUCCCAUCGACCUUAAAGAAUUGGAUAGAUUUGAUCCUUUUGCAGUACCCACAAUCAGUCUGAUCUGUGAGGAACUGGAUCGGCCCCGAAUAGGAGAAGAGGAGGAAAAGGCAGAGGACGACAAGGACAAAGAAAACGAGAAAGAUGCUGCUGAGAGGCGAAAGAUCAGAGAUUACAAAAGGACCAGCCUGGCAAAGUACGUGAAGUGCUUUGACCAGUUUCUGGAUGGAAUAGCUCAGUCACGGAAAGGAGAACUUCUCAGAAAGAGUGAUCUUCAGAAAGAUUUUUGAAGUGGAUCAGUGAUCACUGAGUUGAUGCAUUUCUAAGGCAGCACUGUUACCUAACAGGGCUGAUGAUGGAAUUUUGUCCUGUUUUGGGGGCUUCAUCUUGCAGUUUUCCCUAUAGUCAACCCAAAUAAAACAAAUAAAAACAUGUUACUACUAAAUUUAAACUGAUACUCCUCUCUUUCUUAUGUCAUAAGGUUGUUGUACAAUGCUUUAUAUUGUAAUAAACUAAUAAACUGGAUUCCUUGGA